AGGUUUACUUGCAUUUCUUUUCCUGCAAAACUUCUGCGAGAAACUUUACUGUGCGUUUCCUGUGCGUAAACUGCAGCAUCAACUGGGGAACUCUAAAUCAAGUCUUUCGAAACCGAGAUCAGGUAAUGUAGACAGAACUCUAAUUUUAAGUUAAUUGAAGUGUCAUUCUCCUUUCUCCCUUUCUGUGAUUGAUUUAGAGUUCUUUGAAGGAAGUUAGGGUUAGAGAUGAAAGGGAUUUUGAAUGUGUAAUAGAGGGUUUUUUUUUUUUUUUUUAAAUGGGUCCUGACUUCAUUCCUCCCCCCGACCUCGUGCAGAGUUUGAGAAAAUGUCCACAGAAGGAACAGAAAGUGUGAUUGGGAGUGAGGUGAUGCCUUUAGACUAUGGGGGUAUGGACUCAGAGAGUAGUCCAUCCCCAUCUAGUUCGGAGAAGACGGUGGAGGGGAUGAGAGAGGAUGAGGUGGUAGAGGUUAGGAGGAACGAGGUGGUAGGGGUUGAGGGAGAUAGCAUACCCAUUACGGUAGUAGAAGUAGAGGGUAGAGGGGAGAGGGAUUAUGAUGAGAAUGCAGAGAUAGUGGAGGAGGUGAAACAGUACCGAUCUGAACUAAGGACCAGGGAUAGCCUGGGUCACUUAGUAGAAAAUUACGAAAUCUCAUCCCGAGUGCUAGUUAGGCCAGCUGGGGUAGAGGAGAGGGCAUGCUCUGCUCCUCAGGAUCAUUGGAUGCCCGUAUACUCCCAUUAUUUGUAUGUUGGCCUUAAGUUUCCAAUUCCAGAGUUGCUUGUAGGAAGUAUGAGAGAUAAGGGGUGGUAUUAUUUCACCCCUAGGGUAGCUAAGAAGGAGAGUAGAAUUUUAUUCACUACGGGUCCUUCAUCCAUUAAGGGAUGGAAGGAAAAAUUCUUUUUUGUGGAUGACACGGAGUGGGGUAAGGGGGAUGCCGAGGUGAGGGCGUUAGCCUCCUGGAAGGCCAAAAGGGCCAACCAGAAUAGGUUUAGUUUAAAUGAGGAUGAGGAGGAAGAAGUGGGGAAGUUGGUGAGGAAGGGGGGAGAUGUGUUGAACAUCAUGGAUCUCACCAGCGCAGCAUGCAUAGAGGCUGCUGAGCUCUAUGGGCCAAGCGCUUUGAGUGAAGCUGAAAUGGACCAGUUUUUGAACACUGCUGGAGGAGCGCCCAUCCCCAAGAAGCCAAGGAAGAAGUCAAAGACUUCAACCAAGAAAGUGGAUGAGGGGAGGACUAGGAAGGAGGUAGUGCCCGUGGCUUCAGCUGAGACGGAAGAAGAGGUGCCAGCGCUGAAGAGGAAAGGUUGGGAGGAGAGGAGGGCACUACAGAAAAAGCAGAAAGUGGUGGAGGAGGAAGAGGGGAAUGGGGUUCCUGAGUUCGUACCUCAGCCUCCUCCUGUUGAGCUGAACCCUGAGCUGAGACAGUUGGAGGAGGGGGCUGAGGUACGGGCUCCUGGUAAGGGAAAGGGCCUUGUUUCCCCAGUGGUGCCUCAGAGCAGCCUGUUCGAGGGAAAUAACGUAAUGGGGGCUAGGUGGUUCAUCAACAGCACCUUCCCCGAAGUGGACAAGCGCAACGCGCGGGAGGAAGCUCUGAGGUACGGGGGAGCAUCUGUUGUGAAGCAUGUUCUUGAGAAGGAGAAGGAGGAGAUGGAGAAGAAAAAUAAAGAUCUGCAAGAGUCGUUGGACGAGGUGGUUCCAACUCUGAAGCAGUUGGAGCAGGAGAGAGCUUCCCUGAGCACUAAGCUCGGCUUUGAAGAGAGCAAACGAAAGAUCUCUGAAAGCGAGCGUGAAGCUCAGGCGGAAGAACUAAAGUUGACGAAGGAGGCUUUCUUGGAGCUGAAGGGGAAUGUGCAGACCUUGGUGCACAAUGGGAUGAAGGAGCACAUCAGCAACUUCAUCAGCUCCAGCUCGUUUGACAACAUCGUCAACUUAUACCGGCUGCCGACUGCCAUCAUUGCAUUCACGGACUGCAGGAAGAAGGUGAAGGUAGAAUAUCCCGAAGUGGAUAUUACGAAGAUCACCUUCGGAGAGCAAGAAGAAGGGGUGGAGGAAGAUGGUGAAAGCAUGUCAGCAGACUUCCGUCCUCAGAUCAAACUGAGGUGGGAGGAUGAUGCAAAUGGGCGUGCUGUUUUCCCUCCACAGUUCGACUUCGAGUUCGUGGCAGUGGAGGAAGAAGGGGCAGAGGUUGAGGAAGAUGAGAUGGAGGCAGGAGCGGAGGGAGCUGAAGUGGAUGAGAACCAACCAGUUCCAGAAGUAGAGAUUCAUCCAGUUCCUUCUGACGAUGAUUAGCCUCCUCUGCCAGACGAGCAGCAGCCAACACAACCACCUCCUCCAGCUGAGUAGGAGCCAAUGCAGUCACCUCUCCAGCAGAGAACUUUUGUUUUUUGUUUUUUUGUUUUUUUUUUUUUUUUGUAAGGGGAGCUCGUGGGCCCCCCCAUGUGGGGCGCAUUUGCGUAUUUGGCCUCAGUGCUCUCAAGCAACCUGAGGUAGCCUCCCCAGGGAUCGAACUCGAGGUCCCGUAGGACUCCUCCCUU
Molecule: messenger RNA, 2526 nt
Organism: Rubroshorea leprosula
Lineage: Eukaryota; Viridiplantae; Streptophyta; Magnoliopsida; Malvales; Dipterocarpaceae
Source: the annotation of a GenBank genome assembly